Molecule: messenger RNA, 1011 nt
Organism: Endocarpon pusillum Z07020
Lineage: Eukaryota; Fungi; Ascomycota; Eurotiomycetes; Verrucariales; Verrucariaceae
Exons: 2
Coding region: 1-1011 (336 amino acids)
Source: RefSeq, a predicted model, not a curated record
AUGCGAACAACUAUAGAAGAUCAAGAGCUUGCUACUGGAGCAACACAAAUGAUACUAGGCAACACCCCAGAUUUGGAAAAGUCGCACAAGAAUUGCUCUGAUCCAGCCAGGAAGGACUCAUGGUCUUGCUCAAGCCUGGGAUAUGGAGCUGCUGAAUGCAAUCUGUAUCCUUGUGCCAAGUCGUACAAAGCUGACGUAAAAGAUGGAAAUCUGGUAGAAUCGAUAACUUCCGAAUGGAAGUUGUAUCCAACGCCUAAUGGGGACCUUCUAAACGUCGUUAGACUUGACUGCCUGUCGAAGCAGGCAAUUGAGUCUCUGAUUGGCGCUGAUUAUCGUCUUGACCAGGAGAGUCAAUGGUUCAACUACAACGGACCCGUUAAACCCCAAAGCGGCCCUAUGGCGGCCACAAACGAUGCUUUAGGCAACAGUCUGGCUAAUAUUGUGUCCAGUCUUAUGAUACCUUUUCUCACCGGGCUGGUAAUCAACAGAACAACCACAUUUGACAACCCUAGCGUGCUGCAGGCUUUCUACAACGAUGGCAAUAUCAGUCUGAGCAGAGUUGAUGCGAUGUUCAAGAACCUGUCUCUUUCGAUGACAGUAUACAUACGCCAACACAGCGACCCGACUUUCAGUGCUCAGGCUGUUGGCCAGGUCUUGAUUCAAGAAACAUGUGUCAAUGUUCGUUGGCCAUGGUUGACCUUCCCGGCUGUUCUAGUCUGUCUUACAGUUCUCUUCUUCUUCGCGAUGGUCUAUGAGACACGUACAGGCAGCCAAGCAAACCAUGGUUGGAAAUCGUCGCCACUGCCGCUGUUGUUUCAUGGGAUGGAUUCAGAGACGCAAGAGCGCCAUAGCUAUGGUGACGUGUACCAAAUUAAGGAUAUGAAAGCCAAUGCCGGCGAGCUGCAUAUGAGGCUGGAUGCGACCGAGAAGGGCUUGAAAUUUACAGAAGUAGAAAUCGAUCACCCAGAAAACUCGAGGGCUGGCUCACUGGAGGCGCCCCUUCAGGUCUAA